UAUUGCCAAGGAAGCAACCCCGACCAGCUGAAAACGGGAUAAAAAGCGUGGUCAAAGAUUUAUUAGAUUUUUAUCAACAGUUCAAGGGAGUUAAGUACUCGAGUAUUGUUGAAACGAUACGUUUUCCAUUGGAAAAUGUUCAUUUAACGAGCUCUGGAGUUUUAAGGGACCCACAACCGCAAAACUUAGACCGAGUUUGGAACUUCACCCAAAACGAAUUCGUGGUCGCUGGAUAGCGAUUCAUGUAGUUUUCUGCCUCGCGGAGUUUAUACGGUAGUUGAGAGGAAGAUGCGAGCUGGUGCCGAAAAUGUUGACCAUGUCUACAGUUAAUCCUGUGUCAGACGAAAGAGCAAUUCGACAGUUGCCAACAUUGCCUAAGGCUAAAUCCGCAGGGUCGGGAGGCUCUGGUAGUGGGAACAGUUUAUCACCUACACGGGACUUUAAGCAGAUUGACAUCCCCAACCUCCCCCCUUUAGUCCCCCGGGACGCAGACGAGCUCAGUGCAAGGAGGGUUCAGGCCAGACCCACAAAGGUCCACACUUCCCCCAAUAUGCAUGCCAAGUCAAGGUUUGAAGACAAUCGACCAAAGGAAUUUAAUACAGAGCCACUGCCAUAUCAGCCUCAAUAUUUCAAAUCUUCCACGAUGUUGAAGAAAGUGUCCAUUCCUAAACGUCACCAAGAUACCUUUGGUGGUAAAGAAGUGGCUAUGACAAGACAGAAAGAAGUAAUCAUUCAUACAGAAAGAUACCAGAGAGAGUCUCCAAUGUUUGGUAUUGGAAAAUGGGAUGUUGAAUCAGACAAGAAUCCUCCAGUGCAACCACCACUGCCCAUUUUGUCCUAUGUGCAAACUCCCAAUCUGCAAGUGACCAAGAACACAUACAACUUUAACAAAAUCCGGCAGCAGUACAAUCUUAAUAGGGAGUCACAACGAGAGCGACAUCAGGCAGAAAAAGAUUAUGUCGAAUCUAUGAGGGGGUUAAAAAGAAAAAGAGAAGUUCUACCACACAGAGCUCCUCUAGAUUUACUUAUGGGUGGAAAAAGAGCAGAAUUCAAUGAAAGAGAGAGCAUAACAGAUGAAUUAAACAGGCUAAAAAGUAUAGUUUUGCCAGCCAAUGCCAGGGAUCUAUACCAUGGUAGAGGAAUCAAGUUACCUGCUCAACAUGCCUCAGUGAGUCCAAGACGCCCCAUGCCUCCAGAUGAAGCAAUGAUUACAACCUCGGCUCCUGCCACUCUAGUUCGGGUUCCAGUCUCUCACCAACCUUCCAAGUUGUCCCGAAAAUCCAAUACUUUCAUUUCUCAAAAACCCAAGAAAAAGACUCUUGCAGUUAUACCUCCUAUCAAACGCCAGGCAACUGUGCCCGAGGCCAGACCUGAAUUUAAGCCUGACCCCCAACCCCCUGUCAUAGCCAAGAAGGAAGAAACUGUAGUUAUGAGAGAGCCGUCUCCUCCAUCUUCUCCAUCUCCAGUAGCUGAGUACAAUCCCAUAUUAGGGGUAUUAGACCCCAGCAGACAUUCUUCCAGUAUAGCUCCAAGGACGCCACGGGUUCCAGUCCACAGUGACGAUGACGAUCUACAUGAUCAUGAUCAUAAUAGAGGACCGAGUAGAACACUGCCGCGUCCCAGUUUGGAAGUUCAACAAACAGAUGAGGAUAAAAUGGAGGUGGACCCACCACCAGAGGACACCACAGGCCAGAAAACGCCAGAGUCUGGCCCUGCAGCACAUAAGUCUACCACUCCUAACCCACUGAAGGGGGUAGAUUUAACUUCUGCUGUGCCUCAAGAUCAAAGAGAGGAGUUGGAGGUUGUUUUCAAGAAUUUAGAUACAGAUAAUGAUGGACACCUUAAAUAUAAUGAAGUAACCAAAGUACUUCCACAGGGAUUGUCCAAUGCUCAACAAAGAUACAUAAAACAGGUGUAUGACAUCACCAGUGCCAGUACCUUCUUUGGGGUUGAUGAAUUUGUGACGCUCUCUUGUUUGUGCCAAAAGAUGGCAACACUUAGUGGUGCUGCACAAGAUUCCUAUGAGGGGCUUGAUUUUGCUACACUACAGACGUCUGUCUUACAGUUUGUGGAGUUGUUCCAGUCAGUAGACAGGAAUGAAAAAGGCAAGGUCAGCAUAGAGUCCUUGGAGGAGAUCCUGGUGACACUCCUAGAAAAGAAUAAAGUAGAUAAUGUGGAGCUUUUCCAAGAAAUCAAGCAGGUUGUUGACCCAAAUGACGAGGACUCCAUUACAAAAAUAGACUAUAUUGCAUAUAUUCCUUACUUUUUGUCUUUAAAACAAAAGUCAUGAAGUAAAGAAUAGGGAUCUGACUGGGAAAGAGUCAUAGAUGUGUGCAAUAUACCCAUCAUCCAAAUGGAGACUUGAGAUUGAUUUGUGAAGUAGUGAAAGGAGGAGGAUUGAAGCAGUUUUGUCAGCAGCAUCUUGUUGCUCUUUGGAAAACCAUCAGGAUGCUUGUGUAUUUAUAGAAAAGUGGGUCAUCAGAUUUGCUUUAGAGACAAAAACUGGAAAACGGAUGGUCUUGGAAGAUAUCGAACCACAAUGUUAUUGGAGUUGAUCACAUGCUGUGUCUGUUCACCAAUGAAGGAGUUCCUUAUGAAGACAAAAACCCGUUUACUUUUGGAUUUGUUUUAGCAGUGAUUAAAUCCAUUUUUAAUCCAAUGACUUUUCUUCAUGUUCUAGACUUAAAAGUGGGAAACUGACAUAAUCUAAUUUCAGUCAUUUUCAUUCACUGAUUAAACAACUUACAUAUGUGAGGAUUGACACCAACAUGUAAGCACUCUUAAACUAUGGGUUAACUGUAAAGGAAUUUGAAAGAAUUAGUUAUUGAAUUAAAAUUAACUGAGACUUUCAAUCAAAAUGUAAAUGAACCUUGUGAUUUUAAGUCUUUAUACUUCAAGUAAAGCUGAUGUAUAAAAUAAAACCGUGUCCAUAAUUUUUUUGGUAAAUUGCAAGUGUGUUGAAAGAACGUUUAUUCCUUAACACAUUUUAUUGGUCAUAUGUAAUUGGCCCAACUGUUAACUGGUCUUAUGUAACCUUUAAAACAUUUAUUAAAGUAACAACUAUUUAACAUAAGACAGUCAUGUGUUUAUUUCAAAUAAUAAGGAUACCUUACUGAAA
Messenger RNA from Lingula anatina, 3118 nucleotides. RefSeq lists its product as uncharacterized. NCBI's taxonomy places the organism in Eukaryota, Metazoa, Brachiopoda, Lingulata, Lingulida, Lingulidae. Gene Ontology annotation, molecular function: calcium ion binding. The record is from RefSeq and is a predicted model, not a curated record.